GCAAGUUAACCCACCUACCAGUUGUAAACAAAAACAACCCACCCACCCAACCCCAUGGAUCAUCCUUCACACAAUCACAACCACCACCAAUGCCUGGAAGUAUCACCACACUGUCCUCAGCAUGGCCGCUACCCUCAUCACCACCUACAGUUAUCCCCUAAUUGCCCCCUCCACGGACACUUAUUACCUCCCUGCCCCUCUCAUUUUCACCCAAUUCCUCUUCCACAUAACCCUAAUGUUAACCCCCCCAUACCACCACCUGAAGCUGAUGCAGAUUCCAAAUCCCAAGUGCUGAUGAUGCAAGAUGGAAAUGAACAAUAUGAAGAUGAAGAAGAUGAGUUUAUCUAUGUUUUGACUGAUGAAUGGAAGGACUUCUUUGCAAAAUCUGAAGCUAAACGGAAAUUAGCAAAGAAGCAAGCUAAAAAGAAGGGUAAAGAUUAGGAGAUGUGUAUUCUUGCUUCAGGCUAAUGCAAUUGAAUGCAGUGGGCAUAUCAUAAUUAAGUCCAUCUUGUAGCUGUCGUUGAUAAGCUCCCUAAAUGAUUCAAUACAACAUACCAGUUUUGGACAUCUGCGUUACAAAAGUAUGAAAAUGGGGUACCCAUGGUUUUAAAAAACGCUUGAGGCGUGCGCCUCGAGGCGAAACGGCCAAAAAUCGAGUCUGAGGCGCGCCUCAUGUGAUUUUUAUUGUAUAUGCGUCUCAAAGGGGCUGAGGCGCAGCUGCGCCUCAGAUGAUUUUGAUAGUUGUUUUUUAUGUU
Messenger RNA from Helianthus annuus (common sunflower), 755 nucleotides. RefSeq lists its product as uncharacterized. NCBI's taxonomy places the organism in Eukaryota, Viridiplantae, Streptophyta, Magnoliopsida, Asterales, Asteraceae. The transcript is spliced from 4 exons. The record is from RefSeq and is a predicted model, not a curated record. Bases 55 to 441 code for a protein of 128 amino acids.